This is a messenger RNA of Sesamum indicum (sesame), 1887 nucleotides long. Its product is annotated as scarecrow-like protein 23. Lineage: Eukaryota; Viridiplantae; Streptophyta; Magnoliopsida; Lamiales; Pedaliaceae. The record is from RefSeq and is a predicted model, not a curated record.
UAAGAAAAAAGAGACCCACAAUCAUUUCUGUCUCUCUAAAAACCUUUUUGUCAACUUCUUAUUUGAACGCUUUCUCAGAAAAGUACACUUCCUUUUGAUUCCUCCUCUACAUCAUGCUCCACUCUCUCCUCACCACCACCACCGCCAAUAAUCCCUCCGCCUCCAUGACCUCCGCCGGAAAACGCCCCGUUGACCUUUCCUCCACUGAUGUCUCGGACCCCGUCAAGCGCCUCCGGUCCCACCUCUCCCCGGAGCAAGACCCACAACCCGAUGAAGAGGGGGGGAAGGAGGCGGGGCCGCAGUUCCUACCCCCCGCUGCUGCUUCUUCUGCAGCCCAGUACGAGUCCGACUCUGACGCCACCGGCCUCCGCCUCCUUGGCCUCCUACUACAAUGCGCCGAGUGCGUAGCCGUGGACAAUCUCGACGACGCCGGCCAGCUCCUCCCUGAAAUCGCUGAGCUCUCCUCCCCCUUUGGCUCCUCCGCUCAACGCGUCGGCGCGUACUUUGCCGACGCUCUCUCGGCGCGCGUCAUCAGCUCUUACCUCGGCACCUACUCCCCCCUCACCCCCUUAUCCAAAUCUCACCACCAGAAACUCCUCAAUGCCCUCCAAAUCUACAAUUCCAUCACCCCUUUAAUCAAAUUCUCACACUUCACCGCCAACCAGGCCAUCCAGCAGGCGGUGGACGGCGCCGACCACGUCCACGUCAUCGACCUCGACAUCAUGCAGGGCCUCCAGUGGCCGGGACUGUUCCACAUCCUCGCCUCCAAAUCCCGAAAGCUCAAGUCCUUCAGAAUCACUGGCCUCGGAUCGUCAGCCGAGCUGCUGAGCUCCACAGGCCAGCGUCUCGCGGAAUUCGCAAGUGCACUCAGCAUUCCUUUCCAGUUCCAACCCCUGGAAGGGAAAAUUGGCAACGUAACAGACCUCAAUCAAUUAGACAUCAAGAUGGGGGAAACUGUUAUAGUGCAUUGGAUGCACCAUUGCUUAUACGACGUAACGGGCAGCGACUUAGGCGCUCUGCGAUUGUUCACUUUGAUUAGGCCUAAAUUGAUCACCAUCGUCGAGCAAGAUUUAAGCCAUGGGGGUAGUUUCCUAGGCCGAUUCGUCGAGGCAUUGCAUUAUUACUCGGCGUUGUUUGAUGCAUUGGGGGACAGCUUGGGGGCAGAGAGCGUGGAGAGGCACACGGUGGAGCAGCAAUUGUUGGGGUGUGAGAUCAGGAACAUUGUGGCAGUGGGGGGGCCGAAACGGACGGGGGAGGUGAAGGUGGAGAGGUGGGGAGAUGAGCUAGUUCGGGUUGGGUUUAGGCCUGUUUCGUUGGCGGGCAAUCCGGCCGCCCAAGCUAAUCUCUUGCUUGGGAUGUUCCCUUGGCAAGGGUACACUCUGGUGGAGGAGAAUGGGUGCUUGAAGCUGGGGUGGAAGGAUUUGUCGUUGCUCACCGCCUCGGCUUGGCAGCCGAUGGAUUAGCAUCCUUAGGAGUUCAUUGUAACGUGACAACCGGGAAAUGGAGUCCGAUUUUGGGAUCUUGGCAUCGAUGAAACGUUGACGAUGAUGGGGGAUCAUAUGAGAAGUUGAUGUUCUUGGUUAUCAAUGUGGAUAUGGAGGAAUGGAUCACACACAUUGAGAAGUGAAUUUGAUCUUGUUCACUUGGUUGAUUCUUCUUGGUGAUACAUUGUAUUGUAUUGGUUUAGUUUGAGAUAUAUAUAUAGAGAGAGUAUCAUUCUUUGAUGGUGAAAUAAGAAGGAUAUUGUGCUAAUAUUUGAUGAUCAUAGGGUCCUUUGGUGGAAUCAUAGAUUAUCCUUCUGGAUGUUAAGAAUGUGUAAUUCCCAAGAAUUAGGAGAAAUGUGUUGAUAUGGAAAAUGGAAUUAGUUGUGAUGGAUUGAAGUGCAAA